AUGUCUCUCCGCCCAUGUCUUCGCAACCCUUUACUACGGCGAAUCAGUCCUCUAUCGAGAACCUAUGCCGUUCAGACUCCGGGAAACCCGACUCUAGAGGUCUUCAAUAGGAGAACAAAAUUGUUACAGAAGGACAGGGCAGCAAAGAAUGUGAAUACCAGCCGGCAGGUUGAUUACCUGAAAGACGAGGUUGCAAUGCGACUGAGUGACAGAUUGCUGGAUAUCAAAAGACAUUUUCCAAACGUCCUUGACCUCGGCGCAAACAGCUGCAACAUAGCUCGGGCCCUAACUUCUACCCCAAUAUCAAAUGGCGAAGGCGGCGCAAGCACGGGAACUGGCGAGACCGUCGCAGACCGAAUAUCAAAAAUAACGUGCAUUGAGGAAUCCCGGAGUCUGCUCUAUCGAGAUGAAAAUCUCCCAUUUAACUCUCAAAUAUCCAUAACCCGUGAGGUUAUCCCGAGCAUUGAGAAUCUCCCUUAUGAACCAAACACAUUCGAUGCCGUCCUUUCGUCUCUAUCAAUGCACUGGAUAAAUGACCUGCCAUCCCUCCUCGCGCAGGUAAAUUCUAUAUUAAAGCCAGAUUGUCCGUUUAUGGCCGUGAUGUUUGGAGGGGAUACUUUAUUCGAAUUACGCACUUCCUUGCAAUUAGCAGAUCUCGAGCGCAGAGGUGGCGUAAGCCCUCAUGUAUCUCCGCUUGCUGACGUACGAGAUAUUGGCGGAUUGCUGACCAAGGCUGGAUUUAAACUGCUCACAGUCGAUGUGGAGGAUAUCGUGGUGGAAUACCCUGAUACAUUUGCCCUCAUGUCAGACCUCCAGGCUAUGGGGGAGAGCAACGCAAUCUUGCGAAGAGAAGCCGGGCCAAUUUCUAGAGACGUUUUAUUGGCGAAUGAAGCAAUAUAUAGAAGCUUACAUACGGAAGAAGGUGAGAGCAAUAUACCUGCUACCUUCCGGCUGAUAUAUAUGAUAGGAUGGAAAGAGGGAGAGGGACAGUCAAAACCGUUAGAGAGAGGCAGUGGGCAGGUUAAUCUCAAGGACAUCAUUGGGUCAGAAUAG
Molecule: messenger RNA, 1053 nt
Organism: Trichophyton benhamiae CBS 112371
Lineage: Eukaryota; Fungi; Ascomycota; Eurotiomycetes; Onygenales; Arthrodermataceae
Exons: 2
Coding region: 1-1053 (350 amino acids)
Biological process (GO): mitochondrial respiratory chain complex I assembly
Cellular component (GO): mitochondrion
Molecular function (GO): S-adenosylmethionine-dependent methyltransferase activity
Source: RefSeq, a predicted model, not a curated record